AUGGCGGGCUUCUUCACCUGGUUGUGGGACUGGCUGCUGUGGAUGUUCUGGGCGACCGAGAUGGACGUUGCCAUAGUCGGAUUGCAAAAUGCCGGCAAGACGAGUUUGGUGCGGGUUCUAGCUGGCAAUGAGUUCACCGUCGACACCGUGCCCACAGUCGCUUUCAACAAGAGAGAAGUCAAGAAGGGUCACGUUUCAAUCAAGUGCUGGGAUCUCGGCGGUCAACCACGUUACCGAUCAAUGUGGGAGCGAUAUUGUCGCGGGGUCAAUGCCAUUCUCUUUGUGGUCGACGCCACCGACAUAGAGGCGAUCCCGGUUGCUCGAGAGGAGCUGCAUAAUCUCAUGGACAAGCCUACGCUCAAUGCCAUUCCUCUCCUCGUUCUCGGCAACAAGUCAGAUUUGCCCAACAAGCUGUCGGUGGACGACCUGAUUGACCAGCUGGACCUGAAGACGAUAGUUCGACGCGAAAUCAGUUGUUAUGGAAUCAGCGCGAAGGAAGAGACGAAUCUGGAAGCGGUGCUUCAAUGGCUUGUUGCUAGGUCAGGCAAGUGA
Molecule: messenger RNA, 552 nt
Organism: Cladophialophora psammophila CBS 110553
Lineage: Eukaryota; Fungi; Ascomycota; Eurotiomycetes; Chaetothyriales; Herpotrichiellaceae
Product: arf/Sar family, other
Exons: 2
Coding region: 1-552 (183 amino acids)
Biological process (GO): protein transport
Cellular component (GO): lysosomal membrane
Molecular function (GO): GTP binding; GTPase activity
Source: RefSeq, a predicted model, not a curated record